UGAUAAAUUGAACAGCACGCGUGAUGGAAAAAAACCGGCUACAUUUAUUAUGAUUACUUCUGAAGAAAAAGUUAAACAAAUGUAUUAACACUGCGAUGAGUGCAAACAAGUUCAAAUUUUCAGAGCUGACUGAGCUAAUUUCUGAAUCGAAUGGUGGUAAAAUUAUUUUCGCAACAGACGAUUGGUUUGCUGUAGCAGAAAAUCUUUUGAAGGACGAAGAACCAGUGUGGCAAGAAGAAGCUUACACGGAAUUCGGAAAAUGGAUGGACGGGUGGGAAACCCGAAGAAGAAGAAGUGCUGGCCAUGAUUGGGCGAUAAUUGCAUUAGGACAUCGGUCUAUUGUCAAGGGUUUUUACGUCGACACUGGAUACUUUACAGGAAAUCACGCUCCGAGGUUUUCUAUCCAAGCUGCGCGAUUGGCAGAAAAUGAAAUUUCUUCAUUUCCGAUAAGAAACAGUCAGCUGGGAACUGCGGCUUCAAUGGAAGCUAGGAUGCAAAUAUCGCGCUUGAAAUCUGAGAAUUGGACGACAAUAGUCCCGCAAACUGAACUGCAACCAGGGUACGAAGCGACCCGGCGACAAAAUUUCAAUUCAACCUCGACAGAGCAAUGGACUCACCUGCGUCUGAAUCUUUUCCCCGAUGGAGGAAUCGCGAGACUUCGCGCCUACGGUUUAAUUAUCCCGCAAUUUAAGCCCAGAGAAUUCGCGGUACGAAUCGAUCUGGUGGCUCAACAGAAUGGAGGAGUCUGCGAAGAGUACAGCAAUGCGCACUACGGUCACCCGCGGAAUUUGAUAAAGUCCGGAAAUUCCUCGAGUAUGAAGGAUGGAUGGGAAACUGCGAGGCGGCUCGACAGACCGCCAAUUAUUCAGAUAGACGACUCCGGAAUUCUCCAAUUUUCUGGAAGUGAAUGGGCGAUAUUCAGGCUCGGUUACGUCGGAACUGUAGACACUAUCGAGGUUGACACGGCGCAUUUCAGAGGCAACUUUCCUGACAGCGUCAAAGUCGAGGGAACAUUGGCUCCAGAUGUUACCAGCAAGAGUCUGAAUUGGAAGACCAUUCUACCAACCCAAAAACUGAGCCCCAACCGCUUGCACGUUUACACCUCAAUCACAUGGCCAGGGCCAGUGAGCCACAUCCGGAUAAUCAUCAGCCCAGACGGCGGAAUCUCGCGGUUCAGAUUCUGGGGGCAUCCUGAAAAUGAAAAUUUUAAAGAUAAUUAAGCGAAAAAAAAUAUUGGACAAUCUCGACUGACCUUUUAUAUAAACAUGAAUUAAAACCAAUAAAAAUUUGAAAUUUUGAAAAUAUUUAAAUAUAGAAAGCAUGAGUUGUCAUUUCACAGCGUACAGGUGCUGGAGAAUCGGCAAG
Molecule: messenger RNA, 1365 nt
Organism: Cotesia glomerata
Lineage: Eukaryota; Metazoa; Arthropoda; Insecta; Hymenoptera; Braconidae
Product: probable allantoicase
Exons: 9
Coding region: 96-1220 (374 amino acids)
Biological process (GO): allantoin catabolic process
Molecular function (GO): allantoicase activity
Source: RefSeq, a predicted model, not a curated record